This is a messenger RNA of Mus pahari (shrew mouse), 4913 nucleotides long. RefSeq names its product exportin 1 (gene Xpo1). The coding region runs from base 795 to 4010 and encodes 1071 amino acids. The record is from RefSeq and is a predicted model, not a curated record. The transcript is spliced from 25 exons. NCBI's taxonomy places the organism in Eukaryota, Metazoa, Chordata, Mammalia, Rodentia, Muridae. Gene Ontology annotation, molecular function: nuclear export signal receptor activity; small GTPase binding. Gene Ontology annotation, biological process: ribosomal small subunit export from nucleus; protein export from nucleus; ribosomal large subunit export from nucleus. Gene Ontology annotation, cellular component: nucleus; cytoplasm.
AGGUUCCAAACGCUCCGCGGCGCCAUGGGCUGAAAACUCAACCGAGAUGGAAUCUCCCAGUCUGAACCGGUUUCAACCGGUUCCGAGUUUGAGGCACUAGGAGGAGGGGGAGAAGCGGCUGCAGCGGCCGCGGCAGGAGCAGCGGGAGCUUCAGCAUCAGCGGGAGCAACAGUCGCUACAGCCCCGGCGGCCGUGCCUGUUCCAGCCUUCGCUGCAGCAGUCGUGCAACCAUCCCGAGGGGGAGGGGGGAGGCACCAGUCGCCGAGGAGCACGCGAAGGGGGGAAAGUUUAGGCUAAGCCCGGGUGGGGGGGCCCGGCGCCGGAGCGGCGUGAGCGAGGGAGCCCUGUGCGGUCGGGGGAGCCGGACUGCAACUGGCGGCAGAGCGGCCCCGGCCGGCCGGACUCGCGCUGCUGCUCCCGCCGCCGCCUGUGGCUGGAGGGUCCUGGGCUCUGUCUCACGGACCGGCCCGCUCCCCUCCCCCUUCCUGCCCUCCCCGGCCGGGCGGGAGCAUUUAUUCCUCGGAUUAAUUCCCCUUUUUGGUGGGGCGCGUGUGUGUGCGUGCGCGCGUGAGUGUGCGUGAGUGUGUGUUGGGUGGAGUUGUCCCUGGAAUAGUAAAUACUGAGCUUUUUUUUUUUUUUUUUGCCCGUCUCUGCUUUUUAAUUUCUUUUUUUAUUUAAGGUGGGAAAACUGUGAAACCCACCUUGAUUUCCUCCCCUCUCCCUCCUCCCCACCUUCCCUCGCCCCAAGCCCGGACAAGGAAGGAAGGAGCAGUUGGUUGAAUUUCUGGUAAUCUAUGCCAGCAAUUAUGACAAUGUUAGCAGACCAUGCAGCUCGUCAGCUGCUUGAUUUCAGCCAAAAACUGGAUAUCAACCUUUUAGACAAUGUGGUGAAUUGCUUAUACCAUGGAGAAGGAGCCCAGCAAAGAAUGGCUCAAGAAGUACUCACCCAUUUAAAGGAGCAUCCUGAUGCUUGGACACGUGUCGACACAAUAUUGGAGUUUUCGCAGAACAUGAACACGAAAUACUAUGGACUACAGAUUUUGGAAAAUGUGAUCAAAACAAGGUGGAAGAUCCUUCCAAGAAACCAGUGUGAAGGAAUAAAAAAAUACGUCGUUGGUCUCAUUAUCAAGACAUCCUCUGACCCAACUUGUGUAGAGAAAGAAAAGGUGUAUAUUGGCAAGUUGAAUAUGAUUCUUGUUCAGAUACUUAAGCAAGAGUGGCCUAAGCAUUGGCCAACUUUUAUCAGUGACAUUGUUGGAGCAAGUAGGACCAGUGAAAGUCUGUGUCAAAAUAAUAUGGUGAUUCUUAAACUCUUAAGUGAAGAAGUGUUUGAUUUCUCUAGUGGACAGAUAACCCAAGUUAAAGCAAAGCAUUUAAAAGACAGCAUGUGCAAUGAGUUUUCACAAAUAUUUCAGCUUUGUCAGUUUGUGAUGGAAAAUUCCCAAAAUGCUCCCCUUGUUCAUGCCACAUUAGAAACACUGCUGAGAUUUCUGAACUGGAUUCCACUGGGAUACAUCUUUGAGACAAAGUUAAUUAGCACAUUAAUUUACAAGUUCCUGAAUGUUCCAAUGUUCCGAAAUGUUUCUCUAAAGUGCCUCACUGAGAUUGCUGGUGUGAGUGUAAGCCAAUAUGAGGAACAAUUUGAAACUCUGUUUACACUUACAAUGAUGCAGCUAAAACAGAUGCUUCCUUUAAACACUAAUAUCCGACUUGCAUACUCGAAUGGGAAAGAUGAUGAACAGAACUUUAUUCAAAAUCUCAGUCUGUUUCUCUGUACCUUUCUAAAAGAGCAUGGUCAACUUCUAGAAAAACGACUGAAUCUCAGGGAAGCACUCAUGGAGGCUCUUCAUUAUAUGUUGUUGGUGUCUGAAGUGGAAGAAACUGAAAUUUUUAAAAUCUGCCUUGAGUACUGGAAUCAUUUGGCGGCUGAGCUCUACAGAGAGAGUCCAUUUUCUACAUCUGCUUCUCCCUUGUUAUCUGGAAGUCAGCACUUUGAUAUUCCUCCUAGGAGACAGCUGUACUUGACCGUGUUAUCAAAGGUCCGUUUAUUGAUGGUUAGUCGCAUGGCUAAACCAGAGGAGGUACUGGUUGUAGAAAAUGAUCAGGGAGAAGUUGUAAGAGAGUUCAUGAAGGAUACUGAUUCCAUUAAUUUGUAUAAGAAUAUGAGAGAAACAUUAGUUUAUCUUACUCAUCUGGAUUAUGUAGAUACGGAAAUAAUAAUGACUAAGAAACUUCAAAAUCAAGUGAAUGGUACAGAAUGGUCAUGGAAGAAUUUGAAUACAUUGUGUUGGGCAAUAGGCUCCAUCAGUGGCGCAAUGCAUGAAGAGGAUGAGAAGCGGUUUCUUGUUACUGUUAUUAAGGAUCUUUUAGGAUUAUGUGAGCAGAAAAGAGGCAAAGAUAAUAAGGCUAUUAUUGCAUCGAAUAUCAUGUACAUAGUAGGUCAAUACCCCAGAUUUUUGAGAGCACAUUGGAAAUUUUUGAAGACAGUAGUAAACAAGCUAUUCGAAUUCAUGCAUGAGACCCAUGAUGGAGUCCAGGAUAUGGCUUGUGACACGUUUAUUAAAAUAGCUCAAAAAUGCCGUAGGCAUUUUGUUCAGGUUCAAGUUGGAGAAGUAAUGCCGUUUAUUGAUGAGAUUUUAAACAACAUAAAUACCAUAAUUUGUGAUCUUCAGCCUCAGCAGGUUCAUACAUUUUAUGAAGCUGUGGGCUACAUGAUUGGUGCACAGACAGACCAGACAGUUCAAGAGCAUUUGAUAGAAAAAUACAUGCUACUCCCUAAUCAAGUGUGGGACAGUAUAAUACAGCAGGCUACCAAAAAUGUGGAUAUCCUGAAAGAUCCUGAAACAGUCAAGCAACUGGGGAGCAUAUUAAAAACAAAUGUGAGAGCCUGCAAAGCUGUUGGUCAUCCCUUUGUAAUUCAGCUUGGGAGAAUUUAUUUAGACAUGCUUAAUGUAUAUAAGUGCCUCAGUGAAAAUAUUUCUGCAGCUAUUCAAGCUAAUGGUGAAAUGGUUACAAAGCAACCGUUGAUUAGAAGUAUGCGGACAGUAAAAAGGGAAACUUUAAAGUUAAUAUCUGGUUGGGUGAGCCGUUCCAAUGAUCCUCAGAUGGUAGCUGAAAACUUUGUUCCUCCUUUGUUGGAUGCAGUUCUUAUUGAUUACCAGAGAAAUGUACCAGCUGCUAGAGAACCAGAAGUGCUUAGUACUAUGGCCAUUAUUGUCAACAAAUUAGGUGGACAUAUAACAGCUGAAAUACCUCAAAUAUUUGAUGCAGUUUUUGAGUGCACAUUGAAUAUGAUAAAUAAGGAUUUUGAAGAGUAUCCAGAACACAGAACAAACUUUUUCUUAUUACUUCAAGCUGUCAAUUCUCACUGUUUCCCAGCAUUCCUAGCUAUUCCACCUGCACAAUUCAAGCUUGUUUUGGAUUCUAUUAUUUGGGCUUUUAAACAUACUAUGAGGAAUGUUGCAGAUACAGGCUUACAGAUACUUUUUACACUUUUACAAAAUGUUGCCCAAGAGGAAGGUGCAGCACAGAGUUUUUAUCAAACUUACUUUUGUGACAUUCUUCAGCAUAUCUUCUCUGUUGUGACAGACACCUCACAUACUGCAGGUCUAACAAUGCAUGCAUCAAUUCUUGCAUAUAUGUUUAAUUUGGUUGAAGAAGGAAAAAUAAGUACACCAUUAAAUCCUGGAAAUCCAGUUAACAACCAAAUGUUUAUUCAAGACUAUGUGGCUAAUCUCCUUAAAUCUGCAUUCCCUCAUCUACAAGAUGCUCAAGUAAAGCUCUUUGUGACAGGACUUUUCAGCUUAAAUCAGGAUAUUCCUGCUUUCAAAGAACACCUAAGGGAUUUCUUAGUUCAAAUAAAGGAAUUUGCAGGUGAAGAUACGUCGGAUCUAUUUUUGGAAGAAAGAGAAACAGCCCUUCGACAGGCUCAGGAGGAGAAACAUAAACUUCAGAUGUCUGUACCUGGGAUUCUUAAUCCACACGAAAUUCCAGAAGAAAUGUGUGAUUAAAAUCUGAAGUCAUGCUAGGCUUUUUUCUCUCUGCAACAUUUGUUCAUGGAAGAAAACAGCAGAUGGAUUAUUUGUCGACCAAAAUGAUGCCAAUUUGUAAAUUAAAAUGUCACCUAGUGGCCCUUUUUCUUAUGUGUUUUUUGUAUAAGAAAUUUUCUGUGAAAUAUCUUUUCAUUGUUUAAGCUUUUGUUUUGGUCAUCUUUAUUCAGUUUGCAUGAAGUUGAAAAUUAAGGCAUUUUUAAAAAAACUUUUACUUCAUGCCCAUUUUGAGGCAAUGCUGUGGGAGACAGUAAAUUUGAUUUGAAAAUAGACUUGUAAAUUCUAAUACAAAACUAAUUAUAAAUUUUUUCUUGUAAACAAUACAAAUUUUAAUUAGGGAGCAUUUUUUUCUAGCCUGUAUCUUGGCCUAGAAGAAACAUACAUGAGUAAAAGCAAUUGCGUCAAGGGGGUUCUAGAGCUGCAUUGUCUGGAGUUGGCACCUCCUGAGCUGAAUUGUCUGUCUCUAGACUACAUGUGUUAAAAGUCUGUGUGUCAAGUUUGCAGCAAGAUCAUGUGCAUAUCAUCCCAUUGUAAAGCAACUUCAAAAAUAUGGGAACAGUUAGUUAUUUUUACACAGUUCUUUUUGUUUGUGUGUGUGUGUGCUGUCGCUUGUCGACAACAGCUUUUUGUUUUCCUCAAUGAGGAGUGUUGCUCAUUUGUGAGCCUUCAUUAACUCAAAGUGAAAUGGUUAAAAAUAUUUAUCCUGUUAGAAUAGGCUGCAUCUUUUUAACAACUCAUUAAAAAAAAAAAACAACAAAAACAAAACUCUGGCUUUUGAGAUGACUUAUACUAAUUUACAUUGUUUACCAAGCUGUAGUGCUUUAAGAACACUUCUUAAAAGGCAAAAUAAACUUGGUUUACAUU